AUGAAACUUAUACUGUGUCUGUUAAAAGUUAAUUAUUUUCUUUCAAUAAUAAAAAUAUCUAAUUUGCAAGUAAUAACGGAUAAUUAUGCUGAGAAAAAUUUAACAAACGGGGAAGGAAAUGAAAAAUUUUUAAACAGAAAACGAAGGGCAGUUGUGUUAUUACGUACGAUAAAAAUAUGGGAGGAUGGUAUCAUUCCUUAUGAGUUUGAUAGCAGGGUUAAUGGACAGCAGCAACAAUAUAUAAGACAAAGGAUGAGGGAGUGGGAAAGAUCAACGUGUAUUCAAUUUGUCCCACGAAAUAUAAAAAUCCAUCAAAAUUAUGUGAAUUUUACAAGUACCGAAUCAUGCAAAUGUUGUUAUUUAAAAACUAACAUUAAAAUUUAUAUAAACUUACACGAUUAUUGCUUUGAAAAAAGUACUAUUUUGCACGAAUUGGGACACGCUAUUGGUUUUCUUCAUGAACACAAUCGUCCGGAUCGCGACAAGUUCAUUCAAGUUCAAUAUUAUCAUAUCCAUGAAAAGUCUUUGCCACAAUAUAUAAAAUAUCCGAACCAUGGGGUUACAACUUUGGGUACAUCCUAUGACUAUUAUUCCGUAAUGCAUUAUGUUAAAAAUAUAGUUCCAAUCGGUCCAAUGGCAGAUUCAGUUUUGAAAACAGAAAAUUCGACACCCAGUGAUACUGACAUAGCAACAGCUAAUCUGAUGUAUAAUUGUUGCAGUUGCAAGACAAAUUUUUAUGAACCUAGCGGUGCGUUCGAGCAACCAAAUGAUGAUAAAAAUGGAAAAUUUAGUAGUUUUGAAAGGUGUGAGUGGAGAAUACGAGCAGCUGAAGGCGAACGAAUUCAACUCAACAUCUCUUCACUGAACAUUUGGAAAUCGUAUAAUUGUGUCCUUGAUUAUUUGGAAGUUCGCAACGGACAUGAUCCAAAUAGUGAAGUCUUGGCCCGUUACUGUGGAAAAAUCGAUCAACUCAUGGUAAUUGCUAGCAAUAUUAUACUAGUUACUUGGGUUAAAAUAACUCUUCAUUAUACUAGCAGCUCUUUUAAGGUCGAAUACAAAACCAUUUGUGGUAAUUUUGUCGAUUUAAAAAACGAUACUGCUUAUAAUUUUGAAUCACCAAAUUUUCCUGAGCCCUAUCAACCAAAUAAGCAGUGCCAUUGGAAUUUUUCAGCGCCAGAAAACCAUAAAAUAUCCUUAAAUUUUACUUUUUUCAAAAUUGAAAAAAGUGAAAAUUGUACAAAAGAUUAUAUUCGACUCAUAGAUGGUAAUGAUGUCGAUAGUCCGAUAUUUGGAAAUUUCUGUGGCGUUAAAAAUUAUUUGAAAAUUAAGUCAACAAAAAACAGUAGGAUUAAAACUAUCAAUCGAAUUUUAUAUCAUUUCGUUUUCAUGAAAACGAUGCAAAUAUUGUACUUGGUAUUUACUUCAAUAGUAUUUUCUAUUGAUUUGACCGUAAGUAUCGGUGAGUACUUUAAUUAUAGUAAAAAUGAAACAAAUACAACCGACUACUCAGAUUUUUUCAAUCGUUUUCGAAGAACAGUUGUUCACCUGAAUAAAAAAAAACUUUGGAAAGGCGCUGUUAUUCCUUAUGAUUUUGAUUUUGUUGUUACUGGUGAACAAAGAAGGCUGAUAAAAAUAGCAAUGAGGGAGUGGGAAAACUCGACAUGUGUCCAAUUUGUCAGUAGGAGUAAAAAAUUACACAAUCAAUAUUUGUAUUUUAUUAAACACCCACCAUGCGGACUAAUUAUUGCAGAUGUUGCAAUAUUGAAAGCAAUACUUUUAGGCCGGAUAAGUUUCGAUAAUUUUUGCUAUCACAAACAUAUCCUUCUCCAUGAAUUAGGCCAUGCAAUUGGAUUUCAUCAUGAACACAAUCAUCCAGAUCGUGAUCAGUACAUUAAUGUUAAUUUUUCUAUCAUUGACCCAAAUAAAAGUGAAAAGUCAGUUUCAAAAGUAUCUACCAAGCCAAGCCGAUACACUCGGCUUACCGUAUGA
This is a messenger RNA of Cotesia congregata, 1989 nucleotides long. The record is from the annotation of a GenBank genome assembly. Lineage: Eukaryota; Metazoa; Arthropoda; Insecta; Hymenoptera; Braconidae.